UCCUUCACAGAUUAAAGAGGAACAGGAGGUACUCUGCACCAGUCAGGAGGGAGAGCAGCUUGUACUGAAGCAGAAGACUGAGACCUUUAUGUUGACUCCUACUCAUGAGGAAGGUGACCACAGUGAAGAUCAGACUCUUUACUUGAAUGCUGCAGAGAAACAGUCUGUUGUCAACAUGCCUGUUAUAACCUCUGUGGUAUCGAUAGAAAACAGUGACCACCAGCUCUUCUUUCACAUCUCUGAUGAAGCUGAGAGCCAAGAUCAGAGAGGAGGCGAGCAAGGAGACUCAGGAUCAACUAGAGAUGCAGAGCCAAAAUCACAGAAAAGACAUCGCAAAAGCAGAAGUCACAGUAACAAUGUAAACAACUCUAACUUGUUAGAGAUUCACCGUACCACUAACACAGAGCUCCCACAGCAACAUGUCUGUAAGGAGGAGGAGGUUCCCGUUGACCAGCAGCUCUGUAUUCAGGAGAUGAACUCCAGUCUGGACCAAGAGGACCCAGAUCCUCCACAGAUUAAAGAGGAACAGGAGGAACUCUGCACCAGUCAGGAGGGAGAGCAGCUUGUACUGAAGCAGGAGACUGAGACCUUUAUGUUGACUCCUACUCAUGAGGAAGGUGACCACAGUGAAGAUCAGACUCUUUACUUGAAUGCUGCAGAGAAAGAGUCUGUUGUCAACAUGCCAGUUAUAACCUCUGUGGUAUCGGUACCAAACAGUGACCACCAGCUCUUCUCUCACAUCUCUCAUGAAGCUGAGAGCCAAGAUCAGAGAGGAAGCGAGCAUGGAGACUCAGGAUCAACUAGAGAUGCAGAGCCGAAAUCACAGAAAAGACUUCCCAAAAGCAGAAGUCACAGUAACAAUGUAAACAACUCUAACUUGUUAGAGAUUCACCGUACCACUAACACAGAGCUCCCACAGCAACAUGUCUGUAAGGAGGAGGAGGUUCCCGUUGACCAGCAGCUCUGUAUUCAGGAGAGGAACUCCGGUCUGGACCAAGAGGACCCAGAUCCUCCACAGAUUAAAGAUGAACAGGAGGAACUCUGCACCAGUCAGGAGGGAGAGCAGCUUGUACUGAAGCAGGAGACUGAGACCUUUAUGUUGACUCCUACUCAUGAGGAAGCUGACCACAGUGAAGUUCAGACUCUUUACUUGAAUGCUGCAGAGAAAGAGUCUGUUGUCAACAUGCCAGUUAUAACCUCUGUGGUAUCGGUACCAAACAGUGACCACCAGCUCUUCUCUCACAUCUCUCGUGAAGCUGAGAGCCAAGAUCAGAGAGGAGGCGAGCAUGGAGACUCAGGAUCAACUAGAGAUGCAGAGCCAAAAUCACAGAAAAGACAUUGCAAAAGCAGAAGUCACAGUAACAAUGGAAACAACUCUAACUUGUUAGAGAUUCACCGUACCACUAACACAGAGCUCCCACAGCAACAUGUCUGUAAGGAGGAGGAGGUUCCUGUUGACCAGCAGCUCUAUAUUCAGGAGAGGAACUCCAGUCUGGACCAAGAGGACCCAGAUCCUCCACAGAUUAAAGAGGAACAGGAGGAACUCUGCACCAGUCAGGAGGGAGAGCAGCUUGAACUGAAGCAGGAGACUGAUUCCUUUAUGUUGACUCCUACUCAUGAGGAAGGUGACCACAGUGAAGAUCAGACUCUUUACUUGAAUGCUGCAGAGAAACAGUCUGUUGUCAACAUGCCAGUUAUAAGCUCUAUGGUAUCGGUACCAAACAGUGACCACCAGCUCUUCUCUCACAUCUCUCAUGAAGCUGAGAGCCAAGAUCAGAGAGGAGGCGAGCAUGGAGACUCAGGAUCAACUAGAGAUGCAGAGCCAAAAUCACAGAAAAGACAUCGCAAAAGCAGAAGUCACAGUAACAAUGUAAACAACUCUAACUUGUUAGAGAUUCACCGUACCACUGACACAGAGCUCCCACAGCAACAUGUCUGUAAGGAGGAGGAGGUUCCUGUUGACCAGCAGCUCUGUAUUCAGGAGAGGAACUCCAGUCUGGACCAAGAGGACCCAGAUCCUCCACAGAUUAAAGAGGAACAGGAGGUACUCUGCACCAGUCAGGAGGGAGAGCAGCUUGAACUGAAGCAGGAGACUCAUUCCUUUAUGUUGACUCCUACUCACGAGGAAGCUGACCACAGUGAAGAUCAGACUCUUUACUUGAAUGCUGCAGAGAAAGAGUCUGUUGUCAACAUGCCAGUUAUAACCUCUGUGGUAUCGGUAGCAAACAGUGACCACCAGCUCUUCUCUCACAUCUCUCAUGAAGCUGAGAGCCAAGAUCAGAGAGGAGGCGAGCAUGGAGACUCAGGAUCAACUAGAGAUGCAGAGCCGAAAUCACAGAAAAAACAUCGCAAAAGCAGAAGUCACAGUAACAAUGUAAACAACUCUAACUUGUUAGAGAUUCACCGUGCCACUAACACAGAGCUCCCACAGCAACAUGUCUGUAAGGAUGAGGAGGUUCCCGUUGACCAGCAGCUCUGUAUUCAGGAGAGGAACUCCGGUCUGGACCAAGAGGACCCAGAUCCUCCACAGAUUAAAGAGGAACAGGAGGAACUCUGCACCAGUCAGGAGGGAGAGCAGCUUGUACUGAAGCAGGAGACUGAUUCCUUUAUGUUGACUCCUACUCAUGAGGAAGCUGACAACAGUGAAGUUCAGACUCUUUACUUGAAUGCUGCAGAGAAAGAGUCUGUUGUCAACAUGCCAGUUAUAACGUCUGUGGUAUCGGUACCAAACAGUGACCACCAGCUCUUCUCUCACAUCUCUCAUGAAGCUGAGAGCCAAGAUCAGAGAGGAGGCGAGCAUGGAGACUCAGGAUCAACUAGAGAUGCAGAGCCGAAAUCACAGAAAAAACAUCGCAAAAGCAGAAGUCACAGUAACAAUGUAAACAACUCUAACUUGUUACAGAUUCACCGUGCCACUAACACAGGUAAACAGUCUUUCAAAUGUGACACAUGUGGGAAAGAAUUUAAGUUUAAGUUCAAAUUGCAGAGACACAUGAGAACCCACACAGGUGAGAAGCCGUUCGUUUGCAAAACAUGUGGGAAAAGAUUCAGUCACAAAACAUCAUUGAAGAUUCAUAUUAGAACCCACACAGGUGAGAAGCCGUUUACUUGUAAAACAUGUGGAAAAGGUUUCAUACAAACUAGUCAAUUGACAGUCCACAUGAGAACCCAUACAGGUGAGAAGCCGUAUUCUUGCAAAACAUGUGAGAAAAAAUUCAGUCGGUCAUCAGCAUUGAAGACUCAUAUACGAACCCACACAGGUGAGAAGUCAUUUACUUGUAAAACAUGUGGGAAAGCUUUCAUACAAAGUUUUGAAUUGACAGUCCACAUGAGAGUCCAUACAGGCGAGAAGCCAUAUUCUUGCGAAACAUGUGGGAAAACAUUCAGUCAGACUUCAUCAUUGAAGAGUCAUAUAAGAACCCACAUUGGUGAGAAGCCAUAUUCUUGCAAAACAUGUGGAAAAGAUUUCGGACGUAACAAUAGCUUGUUGGUCCACAUGAGAAUGCACACAGGUGAGAGGCCGUUUACUUGUAAAACAUGUGGGAAAGAUUUCAGACUUAAUGGUGAAUUGACAGUUCACAUGAGAACUCACACAGGUGAGAAGCCGUAUUUUUGCAAAAUAUGUGAGAAAACAUUCACUCAGGCAUCAUCAUUGAAGAGUCAUAUUAGAACCCACACAGGUGAGAAGCCGUACAUUUGCAAAACAUGUGGAAAAGCUUUCAGACUGAAUGAUCAAUUGACAGUCCACAUGAGAACCCACACAGGCGAGAAGCCAUAUUCUUGCAAAACAUGUGAGAAAAUAUUCACUCAGGCAUCAUUAUUGAAGAGUCAUAUGAGAACCCACACAGGUGAGAAGCCGUUUACUUGUAAAACAUGUGGGAAAGAUUUCGGAUGUAAUAGUAACUUGAUGGUCCACAUUAGAAGAAUCCACACUGGUGAGAAGCCGUAACUUCGUAAGACCAGUGGGGAAAGAUUCUUUGUAGUGUUUAAAUUGAAAAGGCAUAUACGAGUGAAUACAGACAAGUAGUUUUCUAUUUGAACCAACACAAGUCAGGAGCCACAUAAUUGCAACACUUUUGGAAAAAGAUUUUCUCAAAUCACAUUCUUGAGAAAACACCUGAGGGUCAAUAUACACAGGAGAAACCAUAGAGGUGAAACUCUUGUGGAGAGGUGUUCACUAACUGAAUGAAAUACACUUUUGCAAUAGCUACAUCUUUGUAACUGAAUGUAAAAUGUUUUCCACAAAAAUGAGAUGUCAAUAUGUUUAAUAUAAAGGUUCCCUUCAGAAGAAGAAGAAGUCCGAUUUUAUAUUUGAGAGUGACUGACUCACUGUUUUCUAUUACCAUAUAAAAAAUCCUAUUUAAUAUUAACAUGCCUUUUUUUUAUUCAUUUGUAUACACAACCUCACUUAUAUUUAUGGCCAAUUUUUUGGGCAUUUUUCAUUAAUAAAUGACAAUUAAACAAUUUGAAUUCUUCUU
This is a messenger RNA of Sebastes umbrosus (honeycomb rockfish), 4478 nucleotides long. RefSeq lists its product as uncharacterized. The transcript has 8 exons. The record is from RefSeq and is a predicted model, not a curated record. Gene Ontology annotation, molecular function: RNA polymerase II cis-regulatory region sequence-specific DNA binding; DNA-binding transcription factor activity, RNA polymerase II-specific. Gene Ontology annotation, biological process: central nervous system development; regulation of transcription by RNA polymerase II. NCBI's taxonomy places the organism in Eukaryota, Metazoa, Chordata, Actinopteri, Perciformes, Sebastidae. The coding region runs from base 89 to 3949 and encodes 1286 amino acids. Gene Ontology annotation, cellular component: nucleus.